UCUUCUUCAAUCGAAUCUUCUAAUAAAUAAAAUUUCUUGCGGUUUUAAACGAACCUCCAUCAAACCUCCUAUUCUUUCCCUCGACUAUUAGCGGACUCAAUUUUUAUGAUCUUGCACAACAUGCUGUUCACGGCCACUUAUAUCUAACAAAUUCAUUUUCUUAAGAUUCAGCCUCGUAACUAUUCAACAUUACUCCCACAUUCAUCUGAUGAUGUUACUGUAGAAAAGGUCAAAAGAUGUUGUGAAUCAAUGGCUUUAUCUGACAUCUUCCCAAUAUUCAUUGUCGCUGGUGCGCUUUGGAUCCUGGUUUACUGUAUUCUCAUGACACAAAAAAUUUUUAUGGAUAGUCAUUAUCAAGAGAUUCAACCAAAACAACAUGAGGAAGGGGAUGAAGAAGACGAGCAUGCACCGGUACAUCAUCAGGGAAAUAAUCAUUUAGAUCAUCCUCAUGUGGAAAGAGAAAACCACAAACAACACGAUCACAACGAACGGACCUUUUUCGCCUACUACCUUUAAAUUUUAUUGGUUUUUUUUGUCAUAAUUAUUAUUUGCAGCACGGGUUGUAUUUUUCAAUUUUUACAAAUUUAAUCAGGUAUUAAACUUGUAGAAUAAUUAAUGAGGAAUUUAUAAUUGUUCUUUCAACUUUUUUUUUUGGUUUUUCGAAUUAAUAAAACCAUUCAAAGCAGAAAAGUAGAG
Messenger RNA from Caenorhabditis elegans, 696 nucleotides. RefSeq names its product DUF3951 domain-containing protein (gene C08D8.7). Lineage: Eukaryota; Metazoa; Nematoda; Chromadorea; Rhabditida; Rhabditidae. The record is from RefSeq and is marked reviewed. Bases 250 to 516 code for a protein of 88 amino acids. The transcript has 2 exons.